Molecule: messenger RNA, 1731 nt
Organism: Drosophila serrata
Lineage: Eukaryota; Metazoa; Arthropoda; Insecta; Diptera; Drosophilidae
Gene: SerRS-m
Product: Seryl-tRNA synthetase, mitochondrial
Biological process (GO): seryl-tRNA aminoacylation
Molecular function (GO): serine-tRNA ligase activity; ATP binding
Source: RefSeq, a predicted model, not a curated record
AAGUGACGUGACGAAAGUGCAGCACUUAUUAGGCUCAAUUAAGCUAAUCAUUGGGCAGCAUACAUAUGCAAAAUGGGCACAACAAAAGGCAUUUGUUAUCGCCGCCUUAACUAUUUUUAACCAUCGUCCAAUUUACUGCGGUCGUAAAAAAAACUCUGCAUCAAAUUCAAACCGAGUACGUUUUUCCUCGACGUAUUGGGCGUCAGCGAGUUGGCAGCACCGAAAGCCAAUCUCCCUAUCUUGCUUGCCACCAACCUGCCAACUCGUUGCAGUGGGUUAUCAAACAGCCGGGCGAAAUUAUUAACGAAAAUUGUACGCGGAAGCAUUUAAUGAUUUCGUCGAUACAGUGACUAGACCUGCACCCCGCGAUCGCCGGCUUUCGAUCUAUAAGUUAAGUUAAUUGAAAUGAAAUUGCUGACAAAUGUCCGGAGGCUGCGGCCGCUGCUGGCGCUGCGCCGCCAAAGGUCGCAUGACGCGAAAACUGCGGUAGCGGAGGAGGCGCCAAGGCAACCGGUUCCAACCAGUGCCCAGCUCGACGAGCUGGAGCGGAAUGUGGAGCUCCGUCAGCACCGAAACAAUAUGCCGCUGAUACGCUCCCUCGUCAAGCAGGUGAAGGACGGCGAUCCGGACACUCUGAGCAAGCUUCACUCAGAGCUGCAGCAGCUGCCUAAUGCCACGCAUCCGCGGCUGCAGGACUACGGUGUGGAGCCGAGGGAGCUGGCACAGUACAUGCACAGGGAAUUGCCGCCGCAGUCCAACCUUAAAGAGUUCUCCGAGCUGGCCCGCUCUCUCAAUCUCUACAGGAUGGAUCAUCUGGGCAACUACACAGGCCACAAGAGCUAUUACCUCACCGGCCAACUGGCCAUGCUGGAGCAGGCCAUUAUACAGUACGCACUCCAAGCGGUCAUGGACCAUGGUUUCAAGCUAAUCUCUGUACCGGACAUUUUGCCGCGAGAAGUGAUCGAGUCCUGCGGCAUGCGCACGGAGGGCGAGCGCACCCAGGUGUACAAGCUGGACACCGGGGAGUGCCUUUCAGGCACAUCGGAAAUGGCGCUGGCUGGCUUUUUUGCGGGCAAGGAGCUGUCAGAGAAGCAGCUUCCCCUUAAAGUGACUGCCGUGAGUCGCUGCUAUCGCGCCGAAACGUCUGGACUGCAAGAGGAGAAAGGCAUCUAUCGGGUGCAUCAGUUCACUAAGGUGGAGAUGUUUGCUAUCUGCACGGCCGAGCAGUCGGAAGCCGAGCUGGAGGAGUUUAAGAACAUCGAAUUGGAUCUCUUUAGGCGCCUGGGCCUCAACUUCCGGCUGCUGGACAUGCCGCCGUGCGAGUUGGGAGCUCCGGCGUACCAGAAGUACGACAUCGAGGCUUGGAUGCCGGGCCGCCAAAUGUGGGGCGAGAUUUCCAGCUGCAGCAACUGCACUGAUUAUCAGGCAAAGCGGCUGGGCAUCCGGUACCGUCGCUCUAGCGACGGACAGGUCCUGUAUGCCCACACCAUUAACGGCACAGCGACUGCUAUUCCCCGAUUGCUGAUAGCCUUACUGGAGUCGUACCAGCAGGGCGAAAACAUUGAGAUUCCCGAUGUGUUGAGGCCUUUCAUGGACGGACAGGAGCUAAUCACACGGAACAAACGGAUACCCGAGACCAAGCUGGUCAAGUUCAUCAAGGCCCAAACCUAGCAUUUUUAUACUGAACUCUUGACUGUUAUGAUUAAAGCGCGCGGAAUAUUUUGAAGCACA